UUGUUUAGCUUAUUCACACAGCGCGUUCAGCUUGUAGGCGGUGGUCGACUACUGCGUGACCAUUUGCGUAUAUACGUUCGCGGCGGAACCGGUGGCAAAGGCCAGUUCAAGUAUGGCGGAAUUGGCGGAGAUGGAGGGGACGUUUACCUCGAAGCUAAAAAUAUCACUUUGCAACAGUUGGCUGGUCAACAGCCUAAAAUGCGCUUUAUUGCAAAAUCAGGGAAAACUUGCCGUAAACUGUUUCUUAUUGGAGAAAAAGGAGAAGAUCUUGUUGUGAAUGUCCCGACCGGCAUCACUGUUUCUACCGAUAGUAAGCGGGUGAUUGGUGAAUUGAAUCGAGUCGGCGAUCGGCUUUUGGUGGCAACGGGUGGUGCUGGUGGCUCGGCAGCAACUAAAUACGUCGGUUUGAAGGGAGAGCCUCACAUGCUGCAACUUGACCUGAAGUUGAUUGCGGAUGUCGGUUUAGUUGGCUUCCCAAAUGCUGGAAAAUCAACCUUUCUCAAGGCUGUUUCUGCGGCGAAACCAAAAAUUGCCAGCUACCCAUUUACUACUAUUCGACCACAAGUCGGCAUGAUGGAAUACGAAGACUACAGACAAAUCUCCGUUGCCGACUUGCCAGGUCUCAUUGAAGGUGCGAGCGAAAACGUUGGCAUGGGGCACUCCUUUUUGAAACAUAUCGAGAGGACUAUGUUGUUGUUUCUCAUAGUCGAUGCUGGAGGUUUCCAGCUGAAACUUGGUUCCCCGCACCGCACUCCUAUCGAGACGUUUUAUCUCCUGAACCGGGUAAAUUUGGUUAUAAGAAUUUCAUCGUAA
This is a messenger RNA of Soboliphyme baturini, 813 nucleotides long. The record is from the annotation of a GenBank genome assembly. NCBI's taxonomy places the organism in Eukaryota, Metazoa, Nematoda, Enoplea, Dioctophymatida, Soboliphymatidae.